AUGAGUGUGGGGAGAGGCGACCUUUUCCCGGGCUCCGCGGAGCUGCCCGAGAAGGCAAUGGCGGAGCUCAAGUCUCUGUCCGGAGACACCUACCUGGCCUUAACCCAAGGUUACACAACGGCAUCUUUCCCUUAUGGCUCUGUCCGCGGUGCUGAAGCUCACCGGGGCUACAACACAUCGUCUGCCGGAGACUUUCAUGGGGCUUCUCUGGCUAAGGGAGGAGCAGCGGAAAGCAGCGGAGAGCAGAGCGGCGAUGAGGAGGACGCCUUUGAACCUAGAAAAAGGAGCCCUGGCUUCGACACCGACGCCAAACUCAAGGCGGGGACCCUGGCCAAGAAGCCCAAAGAGCAGCGCUCCUUGCGCUUGAGUAUCAACGCCAGAGAGCGGAGACGCAUGCACGACCUGAACGACGCUCUGGACGGGCUCAGGUCGGUCAUCCCCUACGCGCAUAGCCCGUCCGUGAGGAAACUGUCCAAAAUUGCUACACUUCUCCUAGCGAAGAACUACAUCCUGAUGCAGGCCCAGGCUCUCGAGGAGAUGCGACGGCUGGUAGCCUAUUUGAACCAGGGUCAGAGCCUCACCGGCCCUAUUCCGGCCGCAUUGACUCCCUUUGGCCAGGCCGCAGUAUAUCCCUUCUCAGGCACAGCACUAGCCGCCUGUCCCGAGAAAUGUGCUGCCUUCUCGGGUACUCCCUCUGCUCUUUGUAAGCACUGUAAUGAGAAGCCGUGA
Trichosurus vulpecula (common brushtail) is the source of this 729-nucleotide messenger RNA. RefSeq names its product basic helix-loop-helix family member e23 (gene BHLHE23). Gene Ontology annotation, molecular function: protein dimerization activity. The coding region runs from base 1 to 729 and encodes 242 amino acids. The transcript has a single exon. NCBI's taxonomy places the organism in Eukaryota, Metazoa, Chordata, Mammalia, Diprotodontia, Phalangeridae. The record is from RefSeq and is a predicted model, not a curated record.